This is a messenger RNA of Engraulis encrasicolus (European anchovy), 3935 nucleotides long. It is a transcript of the gene creg1, whose product is annotated as cellular repressor of E1A-stimulated genes 1. NCBI's taxonomy places the organism in Eukaryota, Metazoa, Chordata, Actinopteri, Clupeiformes, Engraulidae. The record is from RefSeq and is a predicted model, not a curated record. Gene Ontology annotation, biological process: cell surface receptor signaling pathway. Gene Ontology annotation, molecular function: transmembrane signaling receptor activity. The transcript is spliced from 9 exons. The coding region runs from base 1393 to 1866 and encodes 157 amino acids. Gene Ontology annotation, cellular component: membrane.
UGGCCAAGAAGGCGCUGUUCAGCCGGCACCCGGAGAUGAUGGACUGGCCGUCGGACCACAACUGGUUCUUCGCCAAGAUGAACAUCACCCAGAAACCUGAGACACAGUCACCACAGAAUCAAGAUGCAUGCGGUCCCACAGCCACCUGUCUUCCAGUCAUAAGGUUUUAAAAUGGUAUUUACAGUAAUGGCUUGCCUGUCACGGAAAUGAUGUAAAGUGCAAGCUCUACUUGCCUAUGACCAUCAUGAUUGUCAAUCAAUGUCUAAUCUCCAGGUUAUAUGUUUUUAUUCAAACCCAUAUCCCUGAAUGAUGUGUUGAGUCUAUUUAACUCCAGCCAAAUCAAACAAUUAUUUUUUAUACUACAUAGGAAUGUCAGUCCCAGUGGAUCAAAAUUAUUUUUCUGAAUAAUUGUAAUUUUUACAACAUGAAAAGGAUGAAAAACUUUGGCAUUAGUUUGACCUAAAAAGUGAAUUGUACCAUUUUAAGGGACUGGACAGCUUACCUGGGUAUAACACUAGCAUAUGGUGUACAACUACACUGCAUAUGAUUGUGGUCUUGUAGAGUACGGCAUAGGAUUUUUAUCUUUCAGUUCUCCUUUUCAAGACAAACAUAACCAAUAUUGUUUGUUUCUAUUGGAUUACUUCCUUAUACAUGGUUUUCACCUGUGAACAAACACAUUUAAAUCAUUAUGACAUUGUAAGUAAUGCACUGCUGUUUGGCAGUAUUUCUUGCCUUUUAUUCUAAACUUUAUACAAAGUUUUUCAUAUGUGUGAUCUAUUUCUGUGUGAGCACUUUAUGAAUUAAAGCUAUUUUUGAUUUAAACACCUCUAGUCUUUCUUCUGAAUUAUCUAGAUUAUCAAAACAAUAUCUAAAGUGAUAAUGCCAUCAGUGCCUGAACAUCAUACCACAGGGCAAAACGCAGUUAAUAGAGCAAGACAAGGUCCAGCCCUCUCUAAAGUUUUGUCUACAGCUAAAAAAGAAUUGUGUAUUGGUAUGUUUGCAAUUGUUCCUCAGCAUGCAAUCAGUGCAGUAUCUUGAGCUGUUGGAAGAUGUUCUAACAUUUCUGUAUCUGUGAGAGUGUCUGUUUAUAUGAGCGUGCAGGUGGUUGCAUCUGUCAGUUUCAAUAAAUGAAAAAAAAAACCCCAGAAACUCCAAAGAGGUUAGGGCUUGCACGAUGUCUUUUGUGGGCGGGGCAAAUAUGUAACCAGGUGGAGUGUGGUUGGCCCACUUCCUGUGUGAACGAGAGAAUGAGAAUGGCAGUGUCGAACCCUUUGCACCCACGUGACCCACUGACUUCCUGUCAUCAAGACACACUGCAGCGUCUCUUGGCGUUCCUGUUCAGUUCAGGUCGACAACAACCCUCCUGCAGCUCCUCAACAGGGCAAAUCCAAAAUGGCCGGCCAAGGGCGUACUGGUGUUGUGCUUUUGCUCUUCGCGAUCCUGGCGAUCCCUUCUUCAGAGGCCAAAAUGCAUCUGUUUGAUCCCAGACUGUGCUACAUCCUGGAUGGGUUUCUGAUGUUUUACGGCGUCAUGAUCACCGCUCUGUUUGUCAAAGAGAGGUGCGGCAAGCCCAAGACCUCCCCAUCACAAGACAGCACAUAUGCCGCCCUGGUUAAGAAGCCUGAGGAUAACUAUGACGUGCUAAGUCACAACCGUGGAGAUGUCGAGAGUGGCUCUGGACGAGGUCGUAGACAACAAGCACAUGACGACACUUACACGGCGUUGAGCAGACCAGACCAGGACACCUACAAAUCGAUCCAACCAAAGAAAGAUCGUCGUCAAAAAGAUGACCAAGUGUACCAGGGCUUGAGAACGGGCACCAAAGACACCUAUGCCAAACUGCAGCCCCGCCAGCAGACACGCUAAGCUGGCACUACUCCUCAGAUGCCAUCUGGAGGACUUACUCCUUACUUUGGUUUCAUCCAGUCCAUAAGAAAACAACUCUCAAUCUAUGGGUGUCUGUCUUUGGCUUAGAUGUUGUAUUGGGAGUUAGACACAGACACAGACACAGACACACACACACACGCAGGCACACACACACGCACUAUACUUUCACGAUACAGAAGUGAGCAGUGUUUAUAGAAGAAGUCAAAAACUAACAGUUUGAGCUUCGUGUAAAAGGUCUGAAAAAAAAAACGCACGUUACUAAAGCUAUUUAAGAGCGAGGGAGAUACUGUAUGGGUCUUUAGCCUGGAAUGGUUUGUCCUGAGCUCGUUUCAUUGUUCCUGAGAAGCUUUGCUGAUUUAUUGCUUUUAUGUAAAAGAAAUUAUGUAUGAUCUCACAUCUCUCUUUUGUGCAAAUGACAUAUACUUCUUUACAAUAUAUAUAUAUAUAUAUUUUCAAUAAUAAUUUGCUUUUUUCCCCCCCAAAUUGCUAUUUUGCCAAACUUUAACUUUGCUUAAACAGUGCUUAAAUUGCAUUUACUUGGAUUGGAUGCAGUACAAUACAACCAAACACAUAGAGCAGGGGUCAACGAGGGCCAUUUUUUCACAUUUCUCCCAGUAAAGGGACCGAACUAUAGGUACAGUAUGUAUUAUAGUUGCCUACUGUCAAUGAUAAAAACUAUGGGAGACUUCAUUGAAUUGGGGGGUGUGAGGAUCCUCCCCCAGAAAGUUUUGCAUUUCUUAGAUGUAAUAUCCUGCAUUUAAACGUCCCGUGUCCCGUUUCAGCUCUAUACAGAACCCAUUAUUUAUCUCUAAAUUCCGAAAAUCUGUAUUUCAAGGGGCUUGUGGGGGGCCAGAACCUUGUUGUCCAAGGGCCGCAUCUGGCCCCAGGGCCGCCAUUUGAAUAGCCCUGACAUAGAGUAAUAAUUGCACUGACAGAUGAUUUAAAACCUGUACUACAUUGCCCUCUACUGGGUAGUUUUCGCACCAUUAAGCAAUAAUUUGCAUGGUAAAUUGGUUUAAGCUAGGGGUGGGCAAUUAUUUCGACUCAAGGGUCACAUUGGGUUUAGAAUAUUUACAGAAGGCCCAGCACUUGCCUGUGUCUAUAAUUGGAAAUAAUGUAAGAUGCUGUUGUUGCCUAUUUCAUUCCUACAUAUUGCAAUGAGCCUACUGUAUAGACUUCUGGUUAGAUCCUGGUUAAAUCCUGUUUAUAAGGCCAGCACCAUAUCCAACCAGACCACUACCCUUUAUCCACAGCUUUCGUAUUCACUAUUCUCUUGGUAAAACACAAUUAUUUAAAUCAAGGGGAUUUUUUUUUAAAAUGGUGGACAGUUCUAAGUCAUUACUAUACAGUGCAUACAGUUGGCUUCAGGGCUGGACUGGCCAUAGGGGAUACACGGCAUUUGCCCGGUGGACUGUUGAUGGUUUUGAUCUGGUCCUCCCCUAAAUGUAGCGUUAGCAAUCCUCAUGCAGCUAUAGCAAAUCUCUCCGAGUCAGAUUUAAAUAUCUUUGGCUCUUGUGGUCAAAAUGGCUCAUAAUAGAUGACAAAAAAAUUCGUCACAGGCUUCAUUGUCUAUCGCAAUGCCUGCCGGACCGCUCUUGGCUAAAAAUACCCAGCUUGAUUUUUCAUCCCAGUCCAGACCUGGUUGGCUUUUUAUGCAUUUUGUUGUAAAUGCGAGACAGUUUCCUGAUUUUCUAAAAUUACUCUUGAUGGCAAAUAGUAUGAGUAUGUGAUGCAUGUUUUCUUCAAAGAGACUGUAAUGAAGUAUUUGAAGUAUUUGAAUUGUAGCCUUUAGUCUUGCUUUGAUUUUAUUAGGCCUACAGAAAUACACAGCAGUUUUUCGAAACUGAUGUCAACUGUACUUUUGGGAUUUGUAAGAUAUAUUGCUUGGUUUGCGGACAACAAAUCAUCCACACAUAUGUCACGCAUGUAAAUAAUAAUGCUGUGUCUCUUGAGGCUUUUUGAUUAUACAUGCAUGUUUUGAAUGCUUGGAUGGAAAGCUAUUUUUUUCUUUUACAAACAAUAAAAAAAUCUUUCUUCAAUGAGUGUUC